Messenger RNA from Urocitellus parryii (Arctic ground squirrel), 1253 nucleotides. RefSeq names its product TBC1 domain family member 7 (gene Tbc1d7). NCBI's taxonomy places the organism in Eukaryota, Metazoa, Chordata, Mammalia, Rodentia, Sciuridae. Gene Ontology annotation, molecular function: GTPase activator activity. The record is from RefSeq and is a predicted model, not a curated record. Gene Ontology annotation, biological process: activation of GTPase activity; negative regulation of TOR signaling.
ACGUCCGGCGGCCGGGGCGGCAGGGGCGACGGCGUCGGGUAGUGGCUCCGGGUCUGGCCGAGAGCUGGCCGGUGUCCCAGCUGCCUUCCCGCGCUGGCUGGGACUCGCCCCCCGCUCGCUCGCUGGCCCCGUCGGUGCCCGCCGGCCUGUCAGCGGCCCGGCCCGGCUUCCGCCUCCUCCCCGGACCUCUCAGUGUGAACCCGGGUGUGCUCCCACUCCUGGAGAAUGAAACAUGACUGAGGAUUCUCAGAGAAACUUUCGUUCAGUAUAUUAUGAGAAAGUGGGGUUUCGUGGAGUUGAAGAAAAGAAAUCGCUGGAAAUCCUCCUGAAAGAUGACCGCCUGGAUAUUGAGAAACUUUGCACUUUCAGCCAGAGGUUCCCUCUUCCAUCCAUGUACCGAGCGUUGGUAUGGAAGGUGCUCCUAGGGAUCCUGCCUCCACACCAUGAGUCUCAUGCCCAGGUGAUGAUGUACCGCAAGGAGCAGUACUCUGAUGUCCUUCACGCUCUGAAAGUCGUUCGCUUCGUCAAUGACGCUACACCUCACGUUGAAGUCUAUCUCCGCAUGUACCAGCUGGAGUGUGGGAAGUUGCCUCGAAGCCCAUCUUUCCCACUGGAGCCAGAGGAUGAAGUAUUUCUUGCCAUUGCUAAAGCCAUGGAAGAGAUGGUGGAAGACAGUGUCGACUGUUACUGGAUCAUCCGAUGCUUCGUGAACCAGCUAAACAACAAGUACCGGGAUUCUUUACCCCAGCUGCCAAAGGCUUUUGAACAAUACUUGAAUCUGGAAGAUAGCAGACUGCUGACUCAUCUAAGAGCGUGUUCGGCAGUGUCCAAGCUUCCUUAUGAUCUCUGGUUCAAGAGGUGCUUCGCAGGAUGCCUGCCUGAAUCCAGUUUACAGAGGGUUUGGGAUAAAGUUGUAAGUGGAUCCUGUAAAAUCUUAGUUUUUGUAGCUGUGGAAAUUUUAUUAACUUUUAAAAUAAAAGUAAUGGCACUGAACAAUGCGGAGAAGAUAACGAAAUUCCUGGAAAAUAUUCCCCAGGACAGCUCGGAUGCCAUCGUGAGCAAGGCCAUCGACUUGUGGCACAAGCACUGUGGGACACCGGUGCAUUCAGUCUGAGCCUCCUGAUGGUUGGGGAUGGUCUGUCCCCUGGGCACUUUGUUCUUGUCACCAGUCUACUAAGCUGAUUGGAACAGUUGUCUUGCUCUGGUGCUCAACGUGAAAUUUUUUUCCCCAGUAAAAUAAUUUAAUGAAAAAA